Molecule: messenger RNA, 1562 nt
Organism: Scylla paramamosain (green mud crab)
Lineage: Eukaryota; Metazoa; Arthropoda; Malacostraca; Decapoda; Portunidae
Exons: 4
Coding region: 149-517 (122 amino acids)
Source: RefSeq, a predicted model, not a curated record
ACAGUGGUGGUGGUGGUGGUGGUGGUGGUGGUGUUACUUAAAAGCAGCCUGCAGGAAGCUUCAAGCAGCACUACAGCGUCAGUUGUGCCAAGAUACACUACUCAGCUCCUCUUCCUCCUCCUCCUCUUCCUCCUUCACCUCUCAGAACAUGAAACCUCUCACGGUCCUGGUUCUUGUGUCAUCGCUGCUGGUGGCGUCCAUCAGCGGGAGGUACAUCGGAGACAGACCAGGCGGCGAGGGAGACACACACGUGAAAGAAGAACUGUGUGAAGAAAACCCCACAGAUGAGCGCUGUAAUUCGGGCGGAGGGUCUGGGGACGGAAUAGGAGGUGGUGACGGAGACGGGAACACAGGAGGAGGCUCGGGUGAUGGCAUCGGUGGAGGUGACGGGGAUGGAAAUACCGGUGGAGGGUCUGGUGAUGGCAUAGGUGGAGGCGGCGAUGAUGGAAGCACCGGUGGAGGAGGAUCGGGGGAUGGAAUUGGUGGAGGAAGACGUGGAGAGAUGCUGGAACUUUAACUGGAAAGAUUGUCACAGGCGUGCAGGUGGACGGUGCGGCGGGUUGAGUGCAGGUGGCUUGAGGAACGCUGCUGUAGGAAAUGACUGACUGGCACGAGUGACGAAAACCAGGAAGUGCUUCAGCUCCUCAUCAGCAUAACCCAAGAACCUUUUCGUCCACACAAGGCGACGCUUCCUUGAAGAAUCAUUACUUAAGGCACUCAAUGAAACUUACAUAAAUUUUUAACGAAUAUAAUUAAUGUCGAAAUAAAAGUAAUCUUCUAAGCCCAUUUUUCCCCUGAGAAUGCUUGACAUGGAAGCGUCGACACGAAGGAGAAGUGAAUGAACAGCAGUGGCGGUGAUGGGAUGGACUCCGGGAAGUUAGUCUGCCUCAAAAUAUGUACUGGAGGUAGAGACUACACGAGUUUGUCUAUGCUGGAAGGGAGCGAUCGGCAAGUAUAUCUUGCGACCAGAAUUAAUUUACAUUUUCAGCCUCUUUUAAGUGCCUGCAGGAAUAAUGGGCUCCAGGAGCAUAAUCUCAUUCCGUGGCGUUUCACUGGCCUAAGAUUGCAUAAUCUUUUCUCUGACAUUUAAAGAUAAGUAAGAACUAUCAGCAACACGUAGCGCAGCAACCAUUAACUUCAUAUGGCGCAGAAAAAUAAAAUUGCAUAAAAAUACUAGUAAUGUUAAAAUAAAAGGUAAAAAGCAUAAAAACAAGACACCGUUCAAAUUUACAAGAAACGAAAGAUUUAAAAACAGCAUAUGAAGAGGAUUGGGAUUUGAAUGUACUAAUUGCAAGCGAGUAGGUACUGACCACAGUGACCCAGAAUAGUACAUCUGGCAUUGUUCGUUUCGUAACCAAGGCACUGACCUGACUGACCCAGGUCCCUGGACCCAAUGUUGUUCGGGUCCUGGAGCAUGAAAAUAAAACUAUAUUCUGUCAUAAAAUCAGCGUUAGAGAAUUUACAUAGUAGCUUUAUUAUUUUUAUCAUUUCAGUAUCUUAUGUAUAAUGUCACACCAAAAAAUAUGCACGUACCUUACGCAAAAUAAAGUGUAUUAUUAUUA